This is a messenger RNA of Clunio marinus, 186 nucleotides long. The record is from the annotation of a GenBank genome assembly. Lineage: Eukaryota; Metazoa; Arthropoda; Insecta; Diptera; Chironomidae.
AUGUCACAAAAAGUUCCACAUGUUAUCGAUCAAGAACCAUUUCGUGUUAAAGCAUUUUAUGAGAAUCUCAUCAGAAUUCAAGAAUUAGCUUUAACCCGUAUAAAAUGCGGGGGCUUUGUUCAUCAAACAAUGAACAUUUCCCAAGGCUUAAGAUUAAGACGUUCGCUUGAUUCUACUUUAUUUUAA